Messenger RNA from Fraxinus pennsylvanica, 639 nucleotides. The record is from the annotation of a GenBank genome assembly. Lineage: Eukaryota; Viridiplantae; Streptophyta; Magnoliopsida; Lamiales; Oleaceae.
AUGGGGCAGCAGUCGUUGAUCUACAGUUUCGUGGCGCGUGGAACGGUAACCCUAGCGGAGUACACCGAGUUCACGGGGAAUUUUAUCAGCAUAGCCUCUCAGUGCCUCCAGAAACUACCUGCGACUAACAACAGGUUUACCUACAACUGCGAUGGUCACACCUUUAACUAUCUCGUGGAAGAUGGAUUCACAUAUUGUGUUGUUGCUGUUGAAUCUUCUGGAAGACAGAUUCCUAUGGCAUUCCUCGAGCGCAUUAAGGAGGAUUUUACCAAAAAAUAUAGUGGCGGAAAGGCUGCUACAGCUGUUGCCAACAGCCUGAAUAAGGAGUUUGGGCCCAAAUUGAAGGAGCAAAUGCAGUACUGUGUAGAUCAUCCAGAAGAGAUCAGCAAGCUUGCAAAGGUGAAAGCUCAGGUUUCAGAAGUCAAAGGAGUGAUGAUGGAAAACAUUGAGAAGGUUCUUGACCGUGGUGAGAAAAUUGAACUUCUGGUGGACAAAACCGAGAAUCUUCGCUCUCAGGCACAAGAUUUCAGGACGCAAGGAACCAAGAUGAGAAGAAAGAUGUGGUUGCAGAACAUGAAGAUAAAGUUGAUUGUCCUUGAACCAUCUAUAAUUUCUCCUAAUUGUUGUGGGACUCUUUGA